ACAACGGUGGAAGCUGGGAAUUGAACCCACAACCUUGCCUACUGCAUGCUAGCCCAAUGUAGGGCUUUAACAAGGCACCCAAACUGAACCAACUUCACUAACCACCACCAAUGUGUAGCACCAACCCGGGAAAUGCAUGGCAGCCAUUAUGCGCCAGAAUUCUCCCCACACGCCAGCUUGAGGUGGGGAGUAAGGGUAGAAUUCUCAGAAGGAGCUGUUUAGUUGAAGAACUUGGAAAUCACCAAGUUCCCUCUUAUAUUGCAUCCAUUCUCUCUUGACUCAUUUGUUUAGGUUCCAGAAAGCAGAAUGUAGCAGACUGGAAGGUUCCCAUAAUUGUUUGCCUUUAUAAGAAAUCGAGAGUGUGAGUGUGUGAGUGUUUUCUUUCAGUGAAAUGCUAUCAUGUCCUUUCCUCCCUCUCUUUCUCUUUAUCUAUCUAUCUAUCUAUCAGAUUCUGACCGAAUGGAUACAGAUGCCGAGCAGUCUGAAAGGACUGAGGACAAGUUUGAGGGCGAGCCCCCCUCCGCAGAGUCAACAGACGGCAAGCGAGUGAAGAGCGAGACCACAGAACAGGAAGUGAACGAGGGGGAGAGAGGUGACGAGUGCCCAUCAGAGGAGGGCCUGGAGGCGGGGUCUAUGCUGGUGGAAAGGGAGGACACUAUGGAGAGGGCGGAGCUUGAGCUGGUGGAGGCAAAUAUCGCCACGGCAGCAGCUGCUGCUCUCGCCUCUGCUGCCACUAAAGCCAAGCACCUGGCGGCGGUGGAGGAGCGCAAGAUCAAGUCUCUGGUGGCCCUGCUGGUGGAGACGCAGAUGAAGAAGCUGGAGAUCAAGCUGAGACACUUCGAGGAGCUGGAGACCAUCAUGGACCGCGAGAAGGAGGCUCUGGAGCAGCAGAGGCAGCAGUUGUUGACUGAGAGGCAGAAUUUCCACCAGGAGCAGGUGAAGUAUGCAGAGUUGAAGGCCAGACAACAGCUAGAACAGCCGGCACCCACACACACACCAGGUUUCAACCUACAGCACGGGGGAGCAGGUCAGAUGAUGGGACCUCGACAGCCAGGAGCCCCAAAUGGCAUGUACCCCACACCACCCAACGCACAGCCUGAUGGGAUAGUGCCCGUUUCUGCUGGUCCUCCAGGAGUACCACACAUCCCAGGACGACCUGUGACAGACAGCUGAGAUCACACCCCUUUAUACACAACCCAUCACAUGAUUCAGCGAACACAUCAUCUAACGAACCAGCCAAUUACAGACAUGUGUUACAGUGUCCUCUAGUUAGACCUCCUGAAGUUCGUCUACAAAAAGGAAAUCUAGGUACCUUUUUUGCCCAUAUAUGGAGAUCCGGGAACCAUCUUUGCCCAUAUAGGAAGAUCCGGAUCUCCUUAUAUAGGCAAAGAUGGCAGCCUUGGGUCCCUUUUGUAGGUGAACUUCAGAGGUCUAUAAACAACCAGUCACAAAUGGCUGAGAACACACACACACGCACACUCCAACAUCCAUACACUGUCACAGAGAUGUGUGUAUUGAGCUGAAGGCCUCAUCUGGCGCUGUGGAUGCAGACGUGUGGAUGAUCAUGAUUUCCCAGCAUCGUGUGUGUGUCCCUUAUGUAUAUUAACCUGGCUGAAACACUGCAGGUUCUCCGUGUCCACUCUGUUGUAUUUGUAUUUGUAAUAUUCCAGUGGUCAAUGCUGUUGCUUUUGUUGUUGUUUUGUUUUGUUUUUAAGACACAUGCCUUGUGAUUUUUGUACCUGCUUUUACUUCAGUGUCACUGAUGUUUACGCUUGUUGAGUUUUGAUAAGGCUGUAUGUAAUCAGUCCAAGUCUAACAGGCUAAGUCACUUGUCAAAUACAUUUGUUUUGUAUAAAAUUA
This is a messenger RNA of Alosa sapidissima (American shad), 1860 nucleotides long. RefSeq names its product SWI/SNF complex subunit SMARCC1-like. Gene Ontology annotation, biological process: positive regulation of DNA-templated transcription. Gene Ontology annotation, cellular component: nBAF complex; npBAF complex; SWI/SNF complex. Bases 400 to 1173 code for a protein of 257 amino acids. The record is from RefSeq and is a predicted model, not a curated record. The transcript has 8 exons. Gene Ontology annotation, molecular function: nucleosomal DNA binding; histone binding. NCBI's taxonomy places the organism in Eukaryota, Metazoa, Chordata, Actinopteri, Clupeiformes, Clupeidae.